GUACUUGUGUGUACAGCGUCUGUAAAUUGUCUGUUCCUUCACUGGGUGUCAAUACACAGAUCGAGGAAAUGGAAGACGGUCUCAAACAGAGUUUACUUAGAGGUUUAACAUCGAGUCCGAAAUACAUACCUACUUGGUAUAACUAUGAUGACGUCGGAUCGGAACUUCAGUAUCAAUGUACCACAGAUAUACCUGACUAUUACUUGUGUAAAAGUGACCGAUCUCUUCUAGAACACAGGAUACAGGAUAUCAUUCCAAGACUCCCGUAUGAUGUGGCCUUGGUUGACCUCGGAAGUGGAAAUUGUUCCAAGACGAGGCUUGUGAUAGACGAGUUACUUUCUAGACAAGAAACGGUUAAAUUCUUUCCUGUUGAUAUUUCUGAAGAGUUUCUCUUGAAAUCAGUCAAGGACUUAUCAAAAGAAUAUGACGAGUCACUUGUGAUUACUCCAAUCGCUGCUAACUAUGAACAGGGCAUAGAACGUCUAAAACAGGUAGAAGGCCCGAAGAUCAUUCUGUGGUUUGACAGCAUCAUCAAUCAAUCAUAUGAUGACCAGGUCAACACACUCCGGGUGAUUUCUACAAUGAUGACAGAGAAAUGUCGACUCGUGUUUAGUGCUGACGUCACCGUUGAUAGGGAAGCUGUCCUUAAUGCUUACGACGACGACGCAGGAGUGAUGCAGCGAUUUAUAAGUUAUGCGAUGACCAGGCUCAACAAAGACACAGGAAGUGAAAUCAACCUGGACAGAUUUACGUAUGAGGUAGACUUCGUAUCUAACCAUGACCCACAGGCAAUGAGUUACGUCACAGCCUAUAUUCGUGCUAAUGAACAGACUCGCUGGCCGAUUCCUGGACUUGGUAUCGAUCUAUCAAUGGAGAAAGGGGAAUGUCUCUACUUUCACGAAGGUGCCGGGUUUAGUUGUAAAUACACAUUGGAACAGCUAGGCACUAUCGUGGAGAAAGCUGGACUCCGACUAGUAGGAUCGGUGUCUGCUGGACAGCGCCAUGCCGCCUUCUGUAUUUGCACCGCAUCAUGAAGCAAAACGAAGGAAAUCUUGAAAAUUAAGGUUUACCUUCGAUAUAUCCAAGAUUAAGAUAUAGUGUCUGUUGUACUAAGACGAAAGAUUUUAUUUUAGUUGGUACAAGAAGCUUUUGAGGUCAAUAUGGAGAAAGAGGAAGAUAGGGAACUUACACCGUUUAUUGUAAUGUCAUUUGAUAUACCAAAGCAUUGACGCCAUUUUCAAGAAACUACCUGUAAGUUUUGUAUAUUCUUGUUUUCGACUGUUACACUGUUUCAAAUGUACGUAUCUUUGAUAUUUCUCUACUGUUGCUGUUGAAAUGAAAUAAAUGAGAAAUCAAGAGAUUUGUGAGAGAAUAAAAGUCACAAGUUAAUAGGUUCGUUCAAUACAGAUUUAGUAUUCAGUUUUCAGACAAUAUUGACCUGGCCACUAGUUGUUCAGAUAAUGUUGAUGUGGUCAAUAGUUGUUUGGACAAUUAAAAAAUGAUGUUUUA
Ylistrum balloti is the source of this 1509-nucleotide messenger RNA. RefSeq names its product histidine N-alpha-methyltransferase-like. The coding region runs from base 69 to 1034 and encodes 321 amino acids. The record is from RefSeq and is a predicted model, not a curated record. The transcript has 8 exons. Lineage: Eukaryota; Metazoa; Mollusca; Bivalvia; Pectinida; Pectinidae. Gene Ontology annotation, molecular function: methyltransferase activity.